Molecule: messenger RNA, 5412 nt
Organism: Mus pahari (shrew mouse)
Lineage: Eukaryota; Metazoa; Chordata; Mammalia; Rodentia; Muridae
Product: TRPM8 channel-associated factor 1
Exons: 10
Coding region: 235-3012 (925 amino acids)
Biological process (GO): positive regulation of anion channel activity
Source: RefSeq, a predicted model, not a curated record
CCACUGGUCCACCAUCUAUUCCCUUGCAGGCCAGAAGCUUCUUCCCCUUGGGAAGCUUUCUCCGUUGCUGUUGUGCCUCGGAAUCAGCACUUCAGGGAACAGCGACACAGAGGAGCCUUUGGGAUUUGAGCAAAGGAACCACAGAGGUUGCGGAAGGAGGCUCCACACAGAAUUCUUUAAGGGCCACACUCCCUGCUUAGCCUCCUUUACCCGCCCCCAGAAACCAACAGAACCAUGGCGACUCCCUCUGCUGCCUUUGAGGCCCUUAUGAAUGGAGUAACAAGUUGGGAUAUCCCCGAGGAUUCUGUUCCAUGUGAACUGCUUCUUAUUGGAGAGGCUUCAUUUCCUAUAAUGGUGAAUGAUGUGGGCCAGGUCCUCGUUGCUGCCUCUUCUUAUGGCAGAGGUCGCAUGGUGGUAGCAUCUCAUGAGGACUUCUUGCUGGAAAGCCAGCUCUUUGUCUUUCUUGUCAAUGCUGUUGGGUGGCUUCGUUCCUCCCCUAACUCAGCCAUUGGUGUGCAUUCAUCUUUAGCACCAUUGGUGAAAAUCCUCGAGAGUUGUGGAAUAGAGUCAAAGAUUGAGCCAGAAGUCAAUGACUCCCUGGGGGUUUACUGCAUUGAUGCCUACAAUGAAACCAUGACAGAUAAGCUAGUCCAGUUUGUGAAACGUGGAGGGGGCUUGCUCAUAGGAGGCGAAGCCUGGGAUUGGGAUACCCAGGGUGACGAUGACAGAGUUCUGUUCGCAUUUCCUGGGAAUCUGGUGACCAGCGUGGCUGGUGUGUACUUCACUGACAACAAAGCAGACACAAGUUUCUUUAAAGUCUCCAAGAAGAUGCCUAAGAUACCCAUCUUAGUUCGUUGUGAUGAUGACCUCUCAGAUGACAGAGAUGAGCUUCUGCGUGGCAUAAUCGACCUGGACAUCACCAACUCGGACUGCUUCCCAUCCCAGCUACUAGUGCAUGGGUCUUUGGCUUUUCCUUUGGGGCUAGAUACCUACCAUGGCUGUGUGAUAGCUGCUGCUCGCUAUGGCCGGGGUCGGGUAGUUGUAACUGGUCAUAAGGUAUUAUUCACUGUGGGUAAACUCGGCCCCUUUUUGCUCAAUGCUGUCCGCUGGCUGGAUGGUGGCCGCAAAGGCAAGAUUGUGGUGCAGACAGAGCUGAGAACACUAAGUGGUCUGCUCGCAGUAGGGGGUAUAGACACUAGCAUUGAGCCCCACCUGACCAGUGACGCAAGUGUCUAUUGCUUUGAACCCACAAGCGAUGUGGGGGUUAAGGAACUGCAGGAAUUUGUAGCAGAGGGUGGUGGGCUGUUUGUUGGAACUCAAGCCUGGUGGUGGGCUUUUAAGAACCCAGGAGUGUCCCCUCUGGCUCGGUUCCCAGGAAACCUGCUCCUCAACGCCUUUGGUAUCAGCAUCACAAGCCAGAGUCUCAAUCCGGGACCUUUCCGUACCCCUAAAAUAGGAACAAGGACCUAUCACUUCCGCUCUACCCUGGCAGAGUUCCAGGUGAUAAUGGGCAGGAAGAGAGGGAAUGUGGAGAAGGGCUGGCUAGCCAAGCUAGGCCCGGAUGGGGCAACUUUCCUGCAGAUUCCUGCAGAGGAGAUCCCUGCUUACAUGUCUGUGCACAGACUCCUGCGGAAGCUGCUGAGCCGCUAUCGGCUUCCAGUGGCAACCAGAGAGAACCCGGUCAUCAAUGACUGUUGUAGGGGGGCCAUGCUUUCCCUGGCCACAGGUCUGGCCCACUCUGGAAGUGACCUCUCACUGCUGAUCCCAGAAAUUGAAGACGUGUACAGCAGCCGCUACCUGCGCCCCUCGGCGUCUCCCAUCACCGUGAAUGUCAAUUGCACCAAUCCAGGCACUCGAUACUGCUGGAUGAGCACUGGACUCUACAUACCUGGAAGGCAAGUCAUAGAUGUCUCCUUGCCUGAGAGUGCCGCCUCUGCCGAUCUGAAGAUACAAAUUGGCUGUCAUACUGAUGACCUGACCAGGGCCAGCAAGCUGUUCCGAGGCCCCCUUGUGAUUAACCGGUGUUGCUUGGACAAACCCACGAAAUCAAUCACCUGCCUCUGGGGUGGUCUCCUCUAUAUCAUUGUGCCUCAGAAUAGCAAACUGGGUUCUGUGCCCCUUACAGUGAAGGGGGCUGUUCGUGCUCCAUUCUACAAGCUAGGGGAGACAUCCAAGGAAGAAUGGAAGAGGCGUCUCCUGGAAUAUCCAGGUCCAUGGGGAGAAUUGGCCACUGACAACAUCAUCCUGACUGUGCCCACUGCAAAUCUUCGAACCCUGGAGAAUCCUGAGCCACUGCUCCGCCUCUGGGAUGAGAUGAUGCAGGCUGUGGCUAAGCUGGGAGGCGAGACCUUCCCUUUGCGUCUGCCACAGAGGAUAGUGGCUGAUGUUCAGAUCUCAGUAGGCUGGAUGCAUGCUGGGUACCCCAUUAUGUGCCAUCUGGAGUCAGUGCAGGAGCUCAUCAACGAGAAGCUCAUCCGGACCAAGGGGCUCUGGGGUCCUGUGCAUGAGCUGGGCCGCAAUCAGCAGAGGCAGGAGUGGGAGUUCCCCCCACAUACUACGGAAGCCACAUGCAACCUGUGGUGUGUUUAUGUGCAUGAAACGGUCCUGGGCAUACCUCGAAGCCGUGCCAAUAUUGCGCUAUGGCCUCCGGUUCGGGAAAAGAGAGUCCGAAUCUACUUGAGCAAGGGACCCAGUGUGAAACACUGGAACGCCUGGACUGCGUUGGAAACGUACCUACAGCUCCAAGAGGCCUUUGGUUGGGAGCCAUUUAUUCGUCUCUUCACCGAGUACAGAAACCAGACAACAACAACGAGCUCACCCUCAGAUAAUGUCGACAAAAUGAAUCUGUGGGUCAAGAUGUUCUCCCAGCAAGUGCAGAAGAAUCUGGCUCCAUUUUUUGAGGCCUGGGGCUGGCCUAUCCAGAAGGAAGUGGCUACAAGCUUAGCCUAUCUGCCUGAAUGGAAAGAAAAUAUAAUGAAAUUGUACCUCCUCACACAGAUAAGUCAAGCCUGAGAGCUCUUCAAUAAAGUUACCUAUGCUCUUUCCCUGUCAAAUGUUUCCAGUGGUACUCCAGAUUUGAGAUGAUGGACUAAACAUGUAAGUUUGCCUUCCCUCCUUUCCCAGGCCCCACUGAAACUGAAGUCCAGGAAUACAAAAGAAAACUGAGACCUCUCAGCAACGGAAACUAAAAGCAUUUGGUUGGAGAAGAUCUCAACAAAUUUCUGGAAGAGAGAAAGUAAAUGAAGAGAAAUAAUGAACGGGAAACAUGGCGGUCCAUUUCAGACAGAAUAUACAGAUCCGAACACUGGAACCCCAAAGAGACUUGAGCACUAGAAAACUCUAGCUACUAAAUAAUUAUACCAGUUGUAAAUUGACUCCCAUUCUACUCAGCCCCAACCCUUGUACAUAGAAAACAGAAAACCUACCACUGAAACUAGUGAAACUGUUAUUGUUACUGUUGUUUGAAUAAAGAAAUCAAAUAAACCACCUGAGGAGAGGUAAAGAAUUAGUGCUCCAAAGGAUAUUCUUUCCAUGGAAAUAAGUGUCCCACUAGCCUGUCAGGUAAUUUUCUUCUCAGAGUUGACACCCUUACUCACAUGCCCACAGUUUCUAGGUAUAGCAGAGAUUUUCUGGAGAAACAGGAGUCAUCUAACGAGCUAAUAGUUAACAAAGAUUCUCAGUGUGGAUUCCUGAUAGAAUUUUUCAUACAUGGAAGGGCCCAAGGAAGAAGCAUAAAGAAAAUAACCACUUAGACAUAAAAAGCUUGAAAAAUUAUAAAUCAAUGGAAGCAUAAUUUAUAAGAAAAAAAUCUGUAAGGUUCUGACCAUUUCUCCAGAGAGACUUGAGGUGCAUUACAAAUAUACUAAGAGAAAAUCCUGAACGUUUUAAAAGCAAAACUGGAUGGCCAUAAAUUUUCAUCAGAUAGACUGAAAAACAAAAUAGAAUGAGUCUCCCCAGACAUGCAUCAAAAUGAAAUAACACACAAUUGAUAAGAAGGACAGGGAAACAGAUAAUCACUGUGUAACUGUUAGGAGCUUCCAGAAGACAGGACAGAAAGCCUGGACAGUGAAAGAAUAAGAAAGACUUGAGGAACACCAGAGGGAGGGCACCCAGUACCCUCAUCUUGCCACAGUCCUAAGAAAAGUGGAAGCAGUGGGACUAGAAGGAAUAUGUUGAAAGUGCCCAGGGAAGGGGAAACAGCUGAACCAAACCUGAGAAUUCUAGCAGUGCUGAAUGCUAGAAGUCAAGGAUUGUUCCCAGAACUCCAUAUAGUACAGACUGUCAAGAGUAAGGUAAAAAGAAAAAUAUUUUUGGCAGGUGAGUCUUUAGAAAUUCUCCCUCCCUCCUUUGUACCCUUAUUAAGGAAGCUUUCCAUUUAAAAGGAAAUCUUUUUCCAUAUAUAUGUGGAAGAAAGUUCAAAAGAGAAAAGGAAAGAAGAAAUGGAGACAGUGACCCUCACCCAGGGUGUCUCUGUCUAGAGUGGUAGAUAACAGAAGAAAGCACUGCCCUGGGCUCUGUGAAGAAUGUACUAGAGUAGCACUGAGGAAAUGGGACGUUUGGAGAUAUGGAAAGCAUACAGUCUUUAAUCACAAAAAUUAAACAGAAUGUCAAGAAAUUUGGGCUAAACCAUGAAGGAAAAUAGAGUGGGAUAGGAUUUCAAAGCCUUGUGGAAUAUGAGAAGAGAUGUGAUUGGGCACUGGCAGUAGGUAUGUUUCCUUUCCUUUGUAUGGGCAUCAUGGCUUUGGGAGUGUAGAGAAAAUAAGUUUCUUCCACCUGGCUUGUUAAAAGUAUUUUAAUAGCCCAAAUAAUGUAGAUGCCACUUAUAGAUCUUCAAUGUUUUGAUCAGCCUAUCAACAAAGCCUGGAAGUCUUAAUGUUACACUCAGAACAGAGAUGGAAAGGAAUGUUGAUCAGUUGAUGCACAAAACUAAGGCUGAAUUAGUUAAGAGACAGGAAGUAGAAGGAAAAAUGGGACUACUUAAAUAUUCAAAGUGUGGAUGAAAAGAUGCUGUCUUCGGAUAGUAGAACACAGUUGUAUGGUUAGUGUGCUGGUCAAUGCUAUAAAUUAGACCCUCAAAAGAAUAUCUACCAAACAUUUGGAGAACGGUAGGCAGGUGAAAGGUGGAGGUGGUGUAUGUUAAAUCAUUAUCUUUUGUAAUGGUGAAAGAUUAAAGAUCGUCUAAUGUUAAUAAGUCAAGAGAUUAUUGUUCAUACAUGUUAUUUAAAGGUAGGAAGUUAGCCACCAGAAGAUCCAAAAAUAGAUAUUAAAAGCAUCUAAGAAAUGAGACUAUAGAAGGAGGGUGGGGUGGGAACCGUGUUUUUAUUUCAUGUUCCGCUCGCUGUACUAUUUAAUUUUUUUACCUUGUGCAUGUAUUAUUUGGAAAAGUUUAUAAUAAACUCAAAUAAAACAUCC